GCUGUAAAUUCUAAUUUUGCAAAGUGCUUCAGAAACCAGAGAAAUAAAAGGGACAAUGUCAUCAAGAGGUAGAGGCUACGGGGGCCGGGGUAGUUACAAUGGAGGUAGGGGAGGCUACCGAGGCUCUUAUCGUGGUAGCAGCAACCGCGGAGGCUAUGAAGGCGGCCGUGGUGGAAGAGGUGGAGGUUAUUCAUCAUAUAAUAAUGAGUCUCGCUACGUCAGUAGCGCGAGCAGGUAUAAUUCCAGCCGUGAUAGAAUGGACGACUCUUACAAGAAACCAUAUAGACCGGAAUCUUCAUCUAACUAUUCUAACCGAGAUUAUAGCGGUAGAUCAGGCUCUCCAGAAAGAAAAAGGAUGAGAAUGGAGGGAUCGAGCGAUAGACGUAGCCACGAUGGUGGACAUUACGGUGGCUCAUACGGCGGGAGGCAAGAGAGCUACGGCGGCGAGCGGAGAUCCUUCGCCAGCGAGGACAGAAGGCGCUCGCCAGCUCGAGAGAGCUACCGCAAGCCGAGCGGCAUGGGACCCCCGCGCGAGCCCCCGCGCUCCACGGUCCGGCCGCGCGCGCCCCGUCGCUCCUUCCGCGGCCGGACUAUGCGCUCCCGCGCCACCUUCCGCGGAGCCUCCCGUUCGCGAGGCGCUUUUACCGCCCGCCGAUACGGCGAAAGAUCACUCGGAUACCCGCGCGGGGCGUUCAGGCCUGUUAAAGGUCGAAGCUCUAUCAAGUCCAAAGAUGAGGAAGCGUCUUCAACUGAUGAGGACUGGGAUGCCGAAGAAAAGGAAGAAGUCAUUGAAGAAAAUAAGGAAUCAAAGGCUAAGUCGCCCAAACCGGAACUGGAAGCUUCCGAGGGCGAGGGUAUAGAGGGCGGUGAGGACACCGACAAGGAGGCGGACGCGGCCUCGGACGCCAUCCCCGCCAGGCCGUACGUACACCUCACGUGCGUACACUGCAAAGCCAAGUGUUCAUCCUUUGCUAGCUAUGCAAAGCACCUGGUGUCGUCGGCGCACCGCGCGGCUAUGUCUGGAGUGGCGCGUCGGCACAAGGCGCAGCUGUUGCGCAUGCGCAUGGCCCAGCGCGGGGCGCAGCGCGAGCUGGAGUCAGCGGCGGGCGCGGAGCUGACGGCGCGCACCACGUUCUGUCUCGUGUGCCGCCUCAACCACCGCACGUCCCGCCACUCGCACAACCUCACCGACACGCACCGCGCCAUGAAGCGCUUUCUCAUGCCCUUUUGCCGCAUUUGCCGUCUGACGUUCCGCUCCCCGAUGAACUACGAGCACCACAUUUGCUCCAUCGACCACCUCAAGAAAAAGGCCUCCCAAUCGGCGCGUCGGGCCAGCCCGAAGGCGGAAGGAAGCGGGGACGAGGGAAUGGAUGUGGAUCUUGAUAACUUCAUGACGUUGGACUCUGUGGGUGACGUAGAUGAAGUAGAAGAAGAUGAGUCUGGCGGGGAGAAACCUGAUGAGACUCCACAAAAGAAACCAAAAGUGGAAAUCAAUAUUGGAAGUGAAAAUAUAAAGAAAAUAGAGGUGUACUGGUGCGAGCUGUGCCGCGUGUAUCUGUCGCGUGGGCCGAUGGGCGGGGACGCAGCGGAGGUGCUGCGCCGCCACUGCCGGCUGCGCGCGCAUCUCGGCCGCUACGUGCGACACCGCGACACGCGCACGCUGCGCAAACAGGCCGAGCGCAUACACCGACAGCUGCACCAGCAGAAAGAAGAAGAAGAAAAAGAGAAUGCUGAGGAGGAAAAGGCGGAAAAUAAAGUAAAAGUUGAAAAGAUUGAGACAAACACCGACAAAAAGAGUCUCGAAAAUGGUACUGAAUCUACCAAUAUUGCCGGUAAUGAAGAUAAGUUGUGGGAUGAUGUUGAUAAAGAUAUUGGGGAUUUGCUACGUGAGGUAGGCCCUCCUGGUGACGAAGCAAGUGAUGAUGAAGAAGAUUUAGACAGAUACGAAAAGUAUCGUAAGAACGACAAGAAGUCGAAGGUAGAAGACACAGACGAUGCAGAGACUAAAGCAGAUGAUAAAGCCAAUGAGAAGGCAAAUGUGGAAAUAAAUGCUUCAGCAUAAAAAUACUGUUUGUAUAAUUAUUAUAGUGGUUAACAUUAAUGUACUUAGCUAUAGUUUGGUCAAAUCUGUUACAUGAAUAAUCUUAUUGUUUGAAAAUGUUAUGACUUAUGACAUGUUAACAGUAAUAUUAUGAUAAUUUGUUUUGAGCAGUAAGCUUAGUUUAAUGUAGUAAAAACAAUAUUGGAUUAUAAUAUAUACAUAGCUGAUGUAUUGUAAAAUGUAAAGGUUAGGCGGCACUGUUUGUAAUGGUAGAAUUUUGCUCAAGUCUUACAAACACCUGAGCAAAAUUUUACUUGCUACUGAUUCUUUAUUUAGCAGAUUCGACCCUUUUACUAUAUAUGUAGCAGGCCACUGGUUAAAAUAGCCGUUCAAUCAAACAGCUAGCCCUUUGACUGAAC
Molecule: messenger RNA, 2460 nt
Organism: Aricia agestis (brown argus)
Lineage: Eukaryota; Metazoa; Arthropoda; Insecta; Lepidoptera; Lycaenidae
Gene: Ciz1
Product: zinc finger protein on ecdysone puffs
Exons: 16
Coding region: 56-2062 (668 amino acids)
Source: RefSeq, a predicted model, not a curated record